UACCGUCCACGACCAUGCCACGCAUUAAACGCAAGACCAAGGUGUGAAAGUCCCAUGCUUCUGUCAUGGCUAUUCCGUAUUAGUACGGUAGGCAAAUGCCUAACCAGCUAGCUAGGAAGAAGACUUGACGCGCGUCCGCAACAACCAGCGUCGUUGCCGACAGCGUAAACGCGACUAUGUGACGGAUCUCGAGCGCAGGCUGGCAUCCCUCGAGAAUACCACGUCGCGGGAGGUUCGGAGACUGCAGUCCCUGGCGAAUGAGCUGCUCCAGGAGAACGAACGGCUCAAGGCUUUCCUCCAUGAUCCUUUGGACGUUGACGACGAUCUGGUAUCCAGACUCCCGGGGCAAAUGGAGGACGACCACCAGAGCAGCUUGGAACGGAUAGUUGAUGAUCGGGUUUCUUCUCUGGACUUAUCCAGUCUUGGUAUGAAGAACGGCACUCUGAACGCGCGCACCGCCUCCGACACACACGCCAACCCAUUACCUCCUUGCCCACCAUCUCCGUCAGAGAUCAUGUUUAACGCGGUUGAGAAGUGCGCAAGACCAGCCGAGACCGCAAGCCCGGAAGACACAGCCCCAGUCCGCGUCUCCUAUCCAUCAUCCUCUGCGUUCACCGAGCAAGUCGAUGGUGUCUCGCUGCUGGAUGCAAGCUAUUUCCCAUUACCCCGCGAAGUCGCCCCGGUCCCUGGAUCUAGGCUCUGCCCUGAGCAGCGCAUCCCCGGAAUGGCAUUGCAAGCAGUGUCCCCAACGGACAACGAGGAAGACACGACCGUGUGCGCGGUGGCCCUCGAGCUGGUCAUGAGUUGCAACACGAAGAAUCUCAGUAUCUCGGAGCUGGAUCUGCGUCUGCGGGCCGGGUAUCGCAGCGCGCGGUUCCAAUGGGAGGGCUGCCGAGUGGAUAAUCAGGUCUUGUUUGCUGUUCUUGCGGAGGUGAUUGGAUGACCCGUGCAUAACCCCUGGGUGAGGGAGUUCCUGGUCAGGAGCGUACGGUGGUCGGCUUUCUCUGCUCGCGCAGCUUGAUAGCUAUAAGAACCUCAUCUUACCAAUCUUCCAUCUUGAGGCGAUGGCCUGGGAGUCGAGAGCAUGGGGCUACCAAGUUAUCAGAUAAUAUAUGAUUGAUGGUUCGCAGCUGGAC
Messenger RNA from Aspergillus japonicus CBS 114.51, 1136 nucleotides. RefSeq lists its product as uncharacterized. The record is from RefSeq and is a predicted model, not a curated record. Bases 428 to 943 code for a protein of 171 amino acids. The transcript has a single exon. NCBI's taxonomy places the organism in Eukaryota, Fungi, Ascomycota, Eurotiomycetes, Eurotiales, Aspergillaceae.